Messenger RNA from Diaporthe citri, 1458 nucleotides. RefSeq lists its product as uncharacterized. The transcript is spliced from 2 exons. The record is from RefSeq and is a predicted model, not a curated record. Lineage: Eukaryota; Fungi; Ascomycota; Sordariomycetes; Diaporthales; Diaporthaceae. Gene Ontology annotation, cellular component: mitochondrion; cytoplasm. Gene Ontology annotation, molecular function: lipoic acid binding; acetyltransferase activity. Bases 1 to 1458 code for a protein of 485 amino acids.
AUGGAGUCGACGGAGAACGGCUCAGACCGCGACAGCCACGGCACAAGACAGCAGGCCAAAACAUGCCUUGUCCCAACAGGAAUUGUCGAAUGCGAGAUCAUACAAUGGUUCGUCGAGCCCGAAGCCCGCGUCGAGGAGUUCUCGCCCCUGUGCGAGGUUCAAAGCGACAAGGCCUCGGUCGAGAUCACCUCGCGCUUCUCGGGCGUCGUCAAGAAACUCUACUAUGACGCGGGUGACAUGGCCAAGGUCGGCAAGCCCUUUGUGGACAUCGACAUCCUGGGCGACGUCAGCCAAGAGACAUUGGACAAGUUGACGCCUUCCGGCGGUGAGACAAAGGAGAAGACACCACCGGCGUCGCAGCAGAGCACAACGGAACCGGUGUCUCCACAAAAGCCGGCUCCCGGCCCGUCCAACAACGGGGCAGUGGAGACUGUUGCCCCUAAGCCUAAGGGGACGCACGCCGCCCUGGCGACGCCGGCGGUCCGUCAUCUUUCUAAAGAGCGAAACGUGGAUAUACUGGAUGUGGACGGGACGGGCAAGGACGGCCGGGUGCUCAAGGAGGACAUCUACAGGUUCAUCGAGGCGCGAGAUAAUGGCGCCGCGCAGCCUGCCCGGCCCGGGCCCGGUGCAGCGACGCCAGCCCCGUCUUCUUCAGCACCCGGCGUGCAGACAGAGGACCGCCAACCCCUGACCAAGACCCAGGAGCAGAUGUUCAAGACCAUGACCCGGUCGCUGAGCAUCCCGCACUUCCUCUACGCCGACGAGAUCGACUUUACCGACCUGUCGGCCCUGCGCGGCCGGCUGAACACGGUCCUCUCCUCCUCGCCCUCGUCCCCAGCGCCUGUAAUCCCCAGCAACCACGGCGUCACGAAGCUGUCCUACCUCCCCUUCAUCAUCAAGGCCGUGUCAAUAGCCCUGCAGCAGUACCCCAUCCUCAACGCGCGGGUCGACGCCCCCUCGUCCUCGUCCUCCUCGUCGGCUGGGGAGAAGCCGGCCCUGGUCUACAGGUCGCAGCACAACAUCGGCGUGGCGAUGGACACGCCGCAGGGCCUCCUCGUGCCAGUGAUCAAGGACGUCGCCGCGCACAGCAUCCUCACCAUUGCGGCCGAGCUGCUGCGGCUGCAGGCGCUCGCGACCGCGGGGAGGCUCUCGCCCCAGGACAUGUCCGGGGGCACCAUAACGGUCAGCAACAUCGGCAGCAUCGGCGGCACCUACUGCAGCCCCGUCAUCGUGGACGGGCAGGUCGCCAUCCUGGGCGUCGGGCGCAUGCGCGACGUGCCCGACGUGGCCCGCGACGAGGCCUUCGGCUCGUGGGCGGUCAGGGGCGUCAAGAAGGUGUGCAACUUCAGCUGGUCCGCGGACCACAGGGUCGUGGACGGGGCGACCAUGGCGAGGGCUGCCGGCGUAGUGAGGAGUUUGGUGGAGGAACCAGAUGUCAUGGUUAUGCAUCUGCGGUAG